This is a messenger RNA of Adineta steineri, 852 nucleotides long. The record is from the annotation of a GenBank genome assembly. Lineage: Eukaryota; Metazoa; Rotifera; Eurotatoria; Adinetida; Adinetidae.
AUGGAUGAUUCAAUAUUAGAUGAAAAUUUAAAAUUAUUAAAUGGUCUACAUGAUAAUUCAAUAAAACGAAAUGAAAUUAUUUCAUAUAUUAAAAAAAAGAAAAAAAUUUCAAUUUUUGCAUAUGGAUCAUUAUUAUGGAAUCCAAUUGAUUAUAUAAAUAGUAGAAUAUCUAAUUGUAUACUUAACAAUUAUAAUAAAGGAUUUUUUUGUGAAGAUUUUAUUUAUCGUGGUACAACUGAUUUUACUGGAUUAACAAUGGGUUUAAUAAAUGAUUCAAAUGGAUUUGUUAAUGGAGUAUUAUUAACUUCAAAUAAUCAUAAUAUCAUACCAUUUUUAAAAUCAUUUGUUAAACGUGAAAGUCCAAUUGAUUUUAAAGAAAAUUUAUUAGAUAUAUAUCAAUAUGAUUUUGUUAAAAUUAAUUUACCAGAUCAAAUUAAUUAUGAAUAUGCAUUAACUUGUAUUGUUAAUAAAAAUAGUUUAUUUUAUUUAAAUAAUAAAUUAACAUUAGAUGAACAAGCUAUUAAAAUAGGACAAGCUUAUGGAAUUAAUGGAACCAAUUUUCAAUAUUUAGAUAAAUUAAAAAAUAUUUAUCAACAAUUUCUUAUUCAAGAUUCAUUUUCAUCUCAUUUUAAUCAUCUUUAUAAUAAAGUUAUUUCAUAUCGUCAAUCAUUAACAAUUCAUGUACAAAAAUGGUUUACUAUUUAUGAUGAAUUACAAACAUUAGAACAACGAAAAGAAGCUUUAAAUAAACAAAAUUCAAAAGAUUUUCAAUUUAUUAUCGAAACAUUAAUUACACCAGCAAUUUGUUCCGAACAAUUAAAUAAACAAAUUCAACAAACAACAUCAAUUUAA